Molecule: messenger RNA, 2587 nt
Organism: Thlaspi arvense
Lineage: Eukaryota; Viridiplantae; Streptophyta; Magnoliopsida; Brassicales; Brassicaceae
Source: the annotation of a GenBank genome assembly
AGCGCGUAGAGUCAAGUCAGUCAGAGAAAAGUAGCUGUUGAGCACUAAAGAGAGUCUAAGAACUUUCUUCGCACAAUCGUCGCCGUAAAAGAGAACCCGCACACUCUCAUCCAACGAAUCUAAUUGUCCGACCAGUCUCUCUGCAAACUUCAAAUUAAAAAUCUAAUUUUUAUUCUACUUGAAUCUCGAAUAAACCUAUUUUUAUACAUAGUAGUAUUUAAAUGGUUAGCUUUCCCUGCUGGAAAUAACAUUAAAUAUUGUAGCUUUCCUCUUCUUGCUCGACUUUCUUCUCUGUCUCUCAAUUUUCUCUUUUGCUUUUAAACCAGAUUCCUAAUCCAUUCAUUCUCUCAGUCUUCUCUUUCACCGUUCUGAACUUCUGAUUACUGAGUUUUGGAACAAAAAUCUAUGAACAGUUCGUUGGAUGAAGAACAGAGAGUGAAAGUUGCUGUCUUUAAAACAGGAUUUGGUAUUUCUCCAUUGUUUCAUGGGCAAUUCAUGCCGUGGAUCUUUCAAGGACAAAAUCUACGAGGGCGAUAACGGCAAGCCCGAAGAUAACUCCAAGAACUCUACCACCAACGUUUCUUCAGAUCGCUCUAAUUCCGACCACUCUCCGACCAACAACAACAACGCUUCAGAGACCAUUGCUCAAGAAUUCUCCAAAGAAGCUCACAAGAAGGACGACAGCAGCAAAAACCCACCCCUUCUUAUUCCUUUAAAAGAACCAAUCAUGAGGCGUAACAUGGACAAUCAAGCUUACUAUGUUCUCGGUCACAAGACGCCAAACAUUCGUGAUUUCUACACGCUGAGCCGUAAGCUAGGACAAGGCCAGUUCGGGACGACUUAUCUCUGUACAGAAGUCGCCACGGGCGUUGACUACGCCUGCAAGUCGAUAUCCAAGAGGAAGCUGAUCUCUAAGGAAGAUGUGGAGGAUGUUAGAAGGGAGAUUCAGAUUAUGCAUCAUUUGGCUGGUCACGGAAACAUCGUGACGAUUAAAGGAGCUUAUGAGGAUUCUUUGUAUGUCCACAUUGUGAUGGAGCUUUGUGCUGGAGGCGAAUUGUUUGAUAGGAUUAUUCAGAGAGGGCAUUACAGUGAGAGGAAAGCAGCUGAGCUGACUAAGAUCAUCGUCGGUGUUGUUGAAGCUUGUCACUCGCUUGGUGUUAUGCAUAGAGACUUGAAGCCUGAGAAUUUCUUGUUGGUUAAUAAGGAUGAUGAUUUCUCACUCAAGGCUAUUGAUUUUGGACUAUCUGUCUUUUUCAAACCAGGUCAAAUAUUUACUGAUGUUGUUGGGAGUCCAUAUUAUGUUGCUCCUGAGGUUUUGCUCAAACGUUAUGGGCCUGAAGCUGAUGUGUGGACUGCUGGUGUUAUACUCUACAUAUUGCUGAGCGGAGUCCCACCGUUCUGGGCAGAAACACAGCAAGGGAUAUUUGAUGCUGUGUUGAAGGGAUAUAUCGACUUUGAUUCAGACCCGUGGCCUGUGAUAUCGGACAGUGCUAAAGACUUGAUCCGCAGAAUGUUAUCCUCCAAGCCUGCAGAACGCUUGACCGCCCAUGAAGUCUUGCGUCAUCCAUGGAUCUGUGAGAACGGUGUUGCACCAGAUAGAGCACUUGAUCCGGCUGUUCUGUCUCGUCUCAAGCAGUUCUCUGCAAUGAAUAAACUAAAGAAGAUGGCUUUGAAGGUUAUAGCUGAGAGCCUCUCGGAAGAAGAGAUUGCUGGUUUAAGAGAAAUGUUCCAGGCAAUGGACACUGAUAACAGCGGUGCAAUCACCUUUGAUGAACUCAAAGCUGGGCUGAGGAAAUAUGGAUCGACCUUGAAAGACACAGAGAUUCAUGAUCUAAUGGAAGCGGCUGAUGUGGACAACAGUGGGACAAUAGACUACAGUGAGUUCAUUGCAGCGACGAUUCAUCUGAACAAACUGGAGCGGGAAGAACAUCUUGUCGCUGCGUUUCAGUACUUUGACAAAGACGGAAGCGGUUACAUAACAAUCGACGAGCUGCAACAAGCGUGCGUUGAGCAUAGUAUGACCGAUGUUUUCCUUGAAGACAUCAUCAAAGAAGUUGAUCAAAACAAUGACGGGAAGAUUGAUUAUGGUGAGUUUGUGGAGAUGAUGCAAAAGGGAAAUGCUGGUGUUGGAAGAAGAACGAUGAGAAAUAGUCUAAACAUUAGCAUGAGAGAUGCGUAGAGGUUUGUUUUCCUCCGUGUUUGAUCUGUUUGUGACUGCAAAAAUGUUCCUUCUUAUUUCAUGGAUCAACAAUCUCAAUGCUCACCACAUAGAAGGAGAAGAAAGAAAGACCAAACCGGAUUCAUUUCUGUGGAUGGUCGAGCUGAUGUUUUAACGACUGUGUCAGCAGUUUUUUUGAGGUUUUGCCUUUACCUCUUUAUUGUUUGUAUGUUUGUUUUGUUAUCGCCAUUGUUGAGUUAGUGGACCUUUCUUCAUCAUCUUUCAAAUUGUUGAAAACUUUGUUCAGUCUUUAUCAUUGUAAAACGAAAAAUGUCUUUAUGUUUGUGUGAUCUCUAAGCAUUUUUACUUUAAAAAAAUAUCUUCUUCUUUCUAGACGAUCACGACCUUUCAUCCAUCUCAGACUACACA